AUGGGGGCGCCCUUCUUCUUGGGGAAGCGGAAGGGCAGUGGUGCCCUCUAGCGGCUGGAGUGUAGGCGUGGAAAGUUCCAGAGCGUCCGUUGCGCAGCAGGGUGACUGGAAGCCCUUCCGAGCGAGGCCUUGUCCUAGGUACCUUGAAUCGAAGGUCCGAACCCAUUGUCGCCCUCUGCCCUAUCCCUGCCCUUCUCAGGCUCUUGUGACCAAGACGGAGCAACAUGCAGCCCGCGGGUCUUGAAGGUCCACGCGCGCUCGGCCUGCGGCCCCUGGGGCCCUGGCUGUCCCUGCUGGGGGUGCUGCUUCUAGUUCCGUCUUUGUGGGUAACCUGCACCCCAACUACUCCGAGCCCCUCCAGUGCUCCCACCACACCAGGAGCCUCCAGUGACAUGACCACUCCUCAUGACACGGCCACGUCAGGCGUGACCCGUGACCCUCACCUUCGAGAGCAAGCACUGGCCCUGAUGCGAGAUUUCCCACUUGUGGAUGGCCACAACGACCUACCUCUGCUCCUGAGAGAACUUUUCCAGAACAAGCUGCAGGAUGUGAAUCUGCACAAUUUCACCCGUGGCCAGACCAACCUGAAGAGGCUCAGGGACGGCCUUGUGGGUGCCCAGUUCUGGUCAGCCUACAUCCCAUGCCAAACCCAGGAUCGGGAUGCUGUGCGCCUAGCCCUGGAGCAGAUUGACCUCAUUCGACGCAUGUGUUCUACUUACCCUGAACUGGAGCUUGUAACCUCAGCUGAUGGUCUGAAUAACACUCAGAAGCUGGCCUGUCUCAUUGGGGUAGAGGGUGGUCACUCACUGGACACCAGCCUCGCUGUGUUGCGCAGUUUCUACGAGCUAGGAGUGCGCUACCUGACUCUUACCUUCACCUGCAGCACACCCUGGGCAGAAAGUGCCACGAAAUUCAGACACCAUUUCUACACCAACGUCAGUGGGUUGACAAGCUUUGGUGAGAAAGUAGUGGAAGAAAUGAAUCGUCUGGGCAUGAUGAUAGACUUGUCUCACGCCUCGGACACCUUAGUGAAGCAGACCCUGGAGGUGUCUCGGGCUCCUGUGAUCUUCUCACACUCAGCGGCUAGAUCGGUGUGUGACAAUUUGCUGAAUGUUCCUGAUGACAUACUGCAGCUUCUGAAGAAGAACGGUGGCAUUGUGAUGGUGACACUGUCCAUGGGGGUGCUACAGUGCAGUCUGUUUGCUAAUGUGUCCACUGUAGCAGAUCAUUUUGACCACAUCAGGACAGUCAUUGGAUCUGAGUUCAUUGGGAUUGGUGGAAGCUAUGAUGGGUCUGGAAGGUUCCCUCAGGGGCUGGAGGAUGUGUCUACAUACCCAGUGCUGAUUGAGGAGUUGCUGAGUCGUGGCUGGGAUGAACAAGAGCUUCAAGGUGUCCUUCGAGGAAACCUGCUUCGGGUCUUCAGACAAGUGGAGCAGGUGAGAGAGGAAAGCCUUGAGCAGAGCCCUGUGGAGGUCAUGUUUCCAGAGAGGCAGCAGAGCAGCAUUUGCCACUCCCACCUGCUGGCUCAGCAUCAGGAAGACAAACACCAGGACACACACUUGAAGGUGACGAAGCUGCCAAAUAGCCAGGUCCUCCAGAGGGCCUCAAAAGCCCCUCCAUGCCCCUUACCAGGCCUCCUGGCUGCUGUCACCUCACUAGCCCUCAUCCUUUGGCUAUGUUGCUCAGGCCACAGGCCAGUUUAGCAAAACCAAACAAGUUCCCCUCCUCAUUGCCCAGGCCCCAGCUUAUGUUGCGAAUAAAGACCUGAAACAUCAAGCCAA
Messenger RNA from Mastomys coucha (southern multimammate mouse), 1781 nucleotides. Its product is annotated as dipeptidase 3. The transcript has 10 exons. Bases 225 to 1703 code for a protein of 492 amino acids. NCBI's taxonomy places the organism in Eukaryota, Metazoa, Chordata, Mammalia, Rodentia, Muridae. Gene Ontology annotation, biological process: proteolysis. Gene Ontology annotation, molecular function: metallodipeptidase activity. The record is from RefSeq and is a predicted model, not a curated record.